AUGGGAGAACGGGAGAUGUUCCGGCACAGGAGCCAGGCUGUGCUGGCGAUAGCUACGGUCUUCUUCUCCAUGUUGGCUGCAGGUAAGAUCUAUUCAUUAAGUUGCUUAAUGGUGGAUUUUUGCUGUGGAAUAAGGCAGAGCAAAGCAGGGCAUGAGGGGGGAAAGGCUUCUAUUCUUUUCCUCCCCCCUCUCCCACAGAAUAUUUCUUGCAGGAACACAGAAAGAGUUUUUAUACUGAGUCAGACAAAUGGUCCAUCUAUCUCAGGAUUGCCUACACCAAAGGCUCUCCAAGGUUUCUGGGAGAAGGACAUUCUUAGCCCUACCUGGAGAAGCCAAAUAAUUGAAACCAGGAUAUUCUGCCUCCAUAGCAGAUCCUCUUUGGCUGAUCUGCCAGGCAACCCAACCCGCCCAGGACCAGUGCAAGCAAUGAAAAAUAAUGCCAUUGCCAUUGUCUCCCUCCUGCAUCUUGUACUGGGGGUGGAGGAAGGUUGUGUGGGGAUUUUGAUCUCCUCCACUCCGUUCUAUAGGUGAACGGAUGGAAGGAAAAACCUGUGCACCACCAGGCAAUACCUUUGUUUUACUAUUUUUGGUGUUUGCUAAAAACAUUUUCGUUCCGGCAAGUCUAUCCAGGCAUACAGAAGUAGAUGUGUGUUUUAAGCUCUUUUAAAGCUCAACUGCUGAUUUGAAUUACAUUUUGAAUUUUCCAAACACCUCUUUUUUAACUUUAAUUGAUAAUUUUAAUGUUUGUUUCAUUAUUUGCAAACCGCGUAAAGGUUCUGCUUACAAUCAAAAGGUAUAUAAAUGUUGUAAAAAUGAACAAACAGAUGACUUGCGCUCGCUGUGGUAUCACGGUGGGUAUAUGCAAUCCCACGCUCAUUACUAUUGGCUCCUGCAAAAGUUUCAGGGCGAGGCAAUUAGUAAGGGGGAGUCAGAGCCAAUGGCCGGCAAAGCCAAUCAAUUUUAGUUUUGGCCCCACCCUCCUUCCUGCCAAAUUCUACCUAAGUUAGUCAUGCCCAUUAAUUUCAAUGAGUUUACUCUGGGCUGACCCACAAUUCCUCUUGUUCUGCAGCUUUCCCUCGAGGGGAACCGCUCUUUAGUGCAUAAUCGAAGCAAAUGUCAAUGGAUUUUCUCAGAUUGACAUUUGCUCCAAUUUAGCACUAGAGAGCGGGUUUUCCCUGAGAAAGGAGUGGGGCAAGGGGAAAACUGCUUAGACUCGUGCUUUCCAGGCAUGGGACAAGGGUGGAUAAGCCCUCUGAGUUGAACUAGCAUUGGACACAACCCCCAUAGGCCACUCCUACAAUGUAAAUUCAAAAUAAAAACAACAGUAAACCAUAAAAUAAAGUUUUAAAAUACAAAAAAAUAGAUUUAUUGCAGAACAUAACAGGAUCAUUAUUUCAAUAAACAUUAGUAGGACGCCCCUUGGUUAAUUUGGGUAGGAGUAAUAAAAAAUGAGGAAAGAGUGUGAGGAAGUCUAACAAAGUUCUGAUUUCUUCCCUAUCAUGGCUACUUUUAAUGCUUUUUUAGAUUAAAAAAUGUCAAAUGUAACCCCCCCUCCCAUAUCGUUUUUGUUAGCCCUAAGCACAAGCUUAGUCUGCCUGCUGAGUCAUCCAGCGCUGAACACUGUUAAAACACUGGAAUAUAGAAAAGCAAUUAUAAAUCUACAAGCAGUUUGAAAGCAACCAGCAACUGCUUCUCCCUCCCCAGAGAGGAAAUAACAUGGAAGUCUUGGGGUCACAUCCUGUGUGCUGCCUUAGCAGUGGCAGAACCCCACCUUUCAUACUAUCAGUGUUCAUGGUUUUUGUUUGGCUAAUCUAUUGUUUUCACCCUUUCAGCCAACAGCCUGCGGUGCUACCAGUGCGUGGGGAUGUUCCAUGAAUGCGUACAGUCUGAGCAGCUCUGUACGCCCAGAGAUCGCUCCUGCUUCUCAUCCACCAUCAAGCUCUUCUGUAAGAGAACAAAAAAGCACGGGUCUCCUCCCAGACCUAGAGUUCUCAGAGUCCUCUGUGAAGAGGGAUUGACUGUUAAACCACUCUGGGAAUUGUAGUUCUAGGAGGGGAACCAAUGGUCUUCCUAACAGCUCUUAGCACCCAUGACAAACUACAGUUCCCAGAAUUCCUUGGGGGAGGACUGCUUAAGUGGUAUAAUAGUGCUUAAACUGUAUAGUGCGAAUGUGACCUACAGGCCCCAUCAUGCCUGGCCAUUGGCCAUGGUGUCUGGGACUGAUGGGAGUUGGAGUCCAGGAAGUUAUGGAGGGACAUAGGUUCUCCAUCUCUGGUGAAGACGUUGGGUUGCCCCCAAGAUUGGGGGGGGCUGGCACAUGAGGUGUACAUGUGAUGUCACACAUGUUGCACAUGUGUUAUGAUGCAUGUGCAAGGUACGCUUGACACAGGAGGCUGAGUGCUCUGGAGGAGCCGACUGCUGUGCCUGUGACACAUGUUGUGUGCCACGCAUGUGGCGCAUGCAGGGGCACCUUAAGACUGAGGGGGUUCGGUCCCCUCAAAACAAAUAUUGAGGGGGCCAAGGUGCCUUUGGCUCUCUAGAGUUGGCACGCCUGGUGUGAAACGUUCUGGUAGAACAAACGAAAGAAGCAACUCUGCCUCAUUUGAGCCCCAGACCGCUUUACUGAUCAUCUGCCUCCCAAUUGUCUUCCAGAUACAAACAACUACUCUGGAGUUUUUAUGCUGCCAGGUGAGUCACACUGUUUGCAUGCUUGCUUGUUUACUUAAUGAAAGACACCGAGGCUCAAACCUGAGUGUUGCCCUUUCCUGGCAGGAUGUUUACACGACUGUUUAAAGUGGUAUCAUAGUGCUUCAAAUGUUAUCGUGCGGAUGGGAUACCUAAGUAAACAUCCUGACAUGGUGAGGAGCAGAUGCUUCAAGAACUUUCAUGCUAUGGUGCCUUAUUUCCUCCAGGGCUAAUGGCUCUAAAUGCACUGAUCUGGCUGUUUCUCUCUGUAUUUCCAAUUCCAUGCAUUUUAUGUCCCCAGACCUGGAAAUAGCUGAAUACGUCAUGAAAGGCUGCUCUGGGGAGGGCGUGUCCAACCGCACAGCCAAUGUGUACUCUGAAGAUGACCGAGAGGUGCACAAUACUUACUACUGUGACUCAGACCUCUGCAACAUCCGUUUCACAGGCGGUGAGUGGGGAGAAGCAAAACCCUUUGGGGAGUUUUCUUGUGGGGGAUAGCAGGUCCGGAACUCAGGACCGCAAUACCUGGAGGACUGCCUCUCCCCAUAUAAACCAACCCAGACUCUGUGCUCAUCACUUGAGGCCCUUCUUCAUGUGCCUCCUCCAUGUGAGGUCAAAUAUUGAGUCACAACGUCUGGGGUCGUAUCCUGAAACAUCUGGAGGUGUAGCCCCAAACAUCUGGAGUCGAAACAACUCACAUCCUCCUCAAUGAGAUCCACUGUUGUUAUUGACCUCUAAACUGAUGCAGUAGUGCUUGGAUCUGAGAAAGUGAGGAAAAUUGAAUAAUAGAGGGGAGGGAAAUUUGUUUAAAGCAUUCUGUUUUCACUUAUAAGUGCUAGGAGACAGAAUAUCAUGCAAAAAGAGACCCAAAGCAUUAGCUUAGAGGUGAUGAAAUCAUGGCUAUUGAAGGAAAUUGAGAUUUUUUUUUAAAGACAUGACAUUCCAGCAAAAGUGGGGCUUACUUAGUCCAGGGCACAGAUUUGAGUUUUAUCUAGCUACAAAUUUAUUUCCUGAUGUACAGAGUUAAUUGGCUACUGUUGGGUUAUUCACAGUGGUUUCAUGAGAGAGAAACCCUACUAGGACUGGAACAUGAUUUAUUUCUCAAGUAAGUUUCAUUUGUACGAUGUGCAACAACUUGCUUCCUGUGCCCUCGCUAAAAAAUACGUACAUUAAAAGCAGUCAGCUGUUUAGGGAAGUUUUUAAUGUUUGAUGUUUUAUUGUGUUUUUAAUAUUCUGUUGGGAGCCGCCCAGAAUGGCUGGGGAAACACAGCCAGAUGGGUGGGGUAUAAAUAAUAAAAUUAUUAUUAUUAUUAUUAAUAUUAUGCUUUCAUUUUAAUUGGGUGUUUUACUUAAAGAUAUUGAAAACCGAGUUGCAUUGUAUGUUGGAAUAUGACCUGGGAUUACAAAUACAAUACAAUACAAUACAAAUCACACAGUAAACUCCCGCCCUUCUCUGCCUUUUCAGUUCCGGCCAGUUCUCCCCAGCUGCCCAAUGGCAUGGAGUGUUACAGCUGCUUCGAUCGAGGCACUGGAGAGUGUGCUCUAGGGAAUGCCACCCGGAUCAAGUGUUUGGGGGACAUGAACCAGUGCAUGGAUUUUACUGGUAAGCUGGGGCCUCUUUUGGAAUAUGUAUAUCGGAGGCUAUUGAAAGGACAGAGUGUGAAUGGGAGGCUGUUGGGGGUGGGGAGGAAAAAAGGAAUGUGAAAGUGGUUUGGGAAUCAUAGAAUCAUAGAAUAGAAUCAUAGAAUCAUAGAGUUGGAAGAGACCACAAGGGCCAUCAAGUCCAACCCCCUGCCAAGCAGGAAACACCAUCAGAGCACUCCUGACAUAUGGUUGUCAAGCCUCUGCUUAAAGACCUCCAAAGAAGGAGACUCCACCACACUCCUUGGCAGCAAAUUCCACUGUCGAACAGCUCUUACUGUCAGGAAGUUCUUCCUAAUGUUUAGGUGGAAUCUUCUUUCUUGUAGUUCGGAUCCAUUGCUCCGUGUCCGCUUCUCUGGAGCAGCAGAAAACAACCCUUCUCCCUCCUCUAUAUGACAUCCUUUUAUAUAUUUGAACAUGGCUAUCAUAUCACCCCUUAACCUCCUCUUCUCCAGGCUAAACAUGCCCAGCUCCCUUAGCCGUUCCUCAUAAGGCAUUGUUUCCAGGCCUUUGACCAUUUUGGUUGCCCUCCUCUGGACACGUUCCAGUUUGUCAGUGUCCUUCUUGAACUGUGGUGCCCUGCUUACAAUACAUAUUGAAAGUGCACCAAGUUGGCCAAAUCCUGCUUACUCCCUGCACCUUGUAGAUCUUUGCACAGAUGUGUGCUGCCCCCGCUAUAUAGGAAACAUGGGUGUAUGUUUGUGUGUGCAGACUUUCAAAGUUUUGAUAUAGUGUUAAGGAAUUAGCCCCCCCUCCUCAAAAAGGAUGUUGCAUUUGCUGGGAAGGAAUUUAUUAGCAGCAGGGGUUAAGGGAUGCGCUUUGAGGAUGUGGGGAGAAUUUGUCAUAGGGUGAGAGGAUCAUGAAUAUGCAAAACAGGAGUCCCACGACCUUUUGGUACCUGGUGAUGGGGGCACAUUUGUAACUCUGAGGAACUGUUGUGUGCACCACAAAAUACACAUUUUGCAGAAGCAAAAUGGACAACACUCAAGAGCAAGGGCCUAGGAAUGGCAAUUGGCUAUGCUGCUAUGCUGUCACAGAAGGUAUGUGGCUGGCAGACAGGUCUCUGGCCUCCACUAGCAGAGCUGCUCUGCACUGAAGACCUAGGCAGGUGAGGAAGGCGUUUGGGAAGCAAAGGUAGAAGCAGCUGGGCCCUAGGAAAUGAAGAGGCAGUGGACUGAGGAGGAAGCAGCAGUGCCUAAUAAUAGAGGGAUGGAAGAAUGAGUGGUUCAGAGAAAGGAGGGGAAGAGGCAAAGGCUGGAGGGAGGAGGGGAAGUGAGAACUGGGGAAGAUGAUGGGCAAAAAAGGAAGAAACAAACCACACACAAUGGCCAGGAGAGCCUUUGUCAGCCUGGUGUCCUCCUGAUUUUUUUUGGACUAUAACUCCCAGCAGGCUGGGGCUCUUGGGAGUUGUAUGUAGUCCAAAGCAUUUGGAGGUCACUUGGUUGGAGAAGGCAGGCCAAGAGCCUAAAGGAAGGCUGAAAUUUGUACAUUGGCUUGUAGCAGGCAGGUAAUGAAGCCAUAGCCAGUUCUGAGACCCCCUGUUCUAAGAUGUUUGCAGGCUGCAAUGUGCUAUCCUUAUAAAUGAAUGUUGCUUCCCAGUGACCGAUGGUGCCUGGAAAAUGACCUACCGGACGUGCGGCCUUGAGACACUGUGCCGCCGCCAGUACGUACUCCCGGAGCUCUCGGGAAGGCUGGACAUCAGCUGCUGUUCCACCCCACUGUGUAAUGAUGGCCGGCCGGGACAGAAGAGCAUCUGCAGCCACUUUUCAGAGCAAGGUAACAUUUGUGCCUUUGCUGGAUAUAUUGCAGAUAUUAACAGUGUGCAGCUUGAAGCAACUGGAUACAUAAAAACCAACCCCUUUUGAACAUGAAGCAUUGUCCAGACUCAUUAGAUAUUAAUCAAACCUUUCCUUGCCGAACUUUCUUCUAAACAGAACAGAAACACCAAACGAUACAUCCAAACAGUUCCAUAAGGCGUAUGUCUGUCCAAGGCAUAGGCUCAGCACCUUCCAAAAUAUGACUAAUUUCAACAGACCUAAAAGCUGAGGUCUGUCUCUCCCCGCAGCCUGCAGUUUGCUGGAGGCUGCUUACCUGGAAAGCUUCAUUUGCACCCUUACUCUCGCAGAGCCUGAGAGCAAAAUACUUCAGCCACCACCCUUCCAAGAUGGCGAAUUUGCAAUUCAACACCUCUAGUGUGAUCUUAGGUUAAACACUCACAUGUUAGCUAGCAGAAAACAACAGUGGUUAAUAAUCCACUCAUCAAGGCAGCAGAGAGCCCCUUUUGCUCUUAAUUUAGCCUAGCAUACUUCAAUGGCAUCUUCCACUUAACUUUUUCACCAAUACACACAGCCAUUCCCAUUUCAGUGUGAAUUAAAUCAAUUAUACUUAACAGGAUAGUGACAGCAAACUGGCUAGAACAGGAGGCUUGCUCUUUGCAUCCAUGCAGACUGGCCCUGCUGUCCUGAAAUUGGCUUCUAGGAUGGACUGGUGGUGGUGCUCAGACCUAGGUUUGGAGGGGUGGUCCUCAGGCACAGAGGCCCCGUAACUUGGAAGGAACUUAAGGACACAGGAACCUCUAGAUAUUGUUGGACUCCUACCGACCCCCACCAGCGUGGGAUGAUGGGAGUUGUAGUCCAACAACAUUUGAAUGGUCAAUGAGUUCCCCUGCUCUAAGUCAAAACCCAGUUUCCUCUUUGUUUCCCAGGAGUCAAGCGGAAGCCUGAAAAUGGCCUGGAAUGCGCCAGCUGCUGUGACUCCGGACAAGGGGAAUGUGCCACAGGGAACUGGACUCAUGUCAAGUGCGUUGGGGACCAGAACAUGUGUGUGAAUGUCACAGGUGAGCUUUAUGUGUGUGUAGGUACUAGGAAGCGGGUGGAAUUGAGGUGAUGCCAUUAGAGAUCUUAUAGUUAUGCAAUAAUAAUACAGUGGAACCUCGGGUUACAUACGCUUCAGGUUACAGACUCUGCUAACUCAGAAAUAGUACCUCGGGUUAAGAACUUUGCUUCAGGAUGAGAACAGAAAUCGUACUCCGGCGGCAUGGCGGCAGCAGGAGGCCCCAUUAGCUAAAGUGGUGCUUCAGGUUAAGAACAGUUUCAGGUGAAGAACGGACCUCCGGAACAAAUUAAGUACUUAACCCGAGGUACCACUGUAAUAAUAAUCUGGGAUGCACUGCAACAAUCAGUGCAGGUUUCCUUUAUGAGAUUUUCAUUAAAGUUUUUCAUAAUACAAUAAAAUAGUGGCUACAAAAAACUACAAAUAGAAUAAGUCAAAUACAGAGUCCUCUCUUAAAAAUAAUUAUUAGCCCUUACCACUCACAGAAGACAGUAGCUCAUGACAGCUCUCACAGGGGAUUUUUCCAUUCUCCCCCUCUGCCUCUCAUCCUGGGAGACCAACCUUUCCCUAUCUCUCAGUCAAGGCCCUCCAUCGGAGACCUACCACCCCCAGGAGUAUGCUAUCUCAGGACCUUAAUAAGGGCCCCAGAUGUACAGUAGGAAUCAGUCCAGAUUUCCAUGCAUUGCCUUUCUGAUAGAUCUACUAUUUUUGGUGCACAUAAAUGGGCAAACGAUUCAGAGGGCUGCUCUAAUGUCUUCUUUCAGAGCAAUCUUAAGUUGUGUUUUCCCUGAAGUUCCACUGUACGCAACGUAAAUUCUCUUGAAACGGAAGCACCUUGUUUUUUUUCAAUGUUCCUAAAUGGUCAGCUUUGGUGCAGACAGUGGGUACAGAGCUUCCCCUUUGUGCUGUUUGGGUGGCGGCAGUCUGCUGGAGACUGGGACUCAGUUGCAGAAAUAGCAAUGGGUUUCCAACUCACCGCAAGUCCUGGGCUGCUACACCACUGACAGAUUCCAGCCAGAUAAAACCACUAGACGAGAGUUCAAGCAGGACCAGUGAGAGGUGUGGAUUUUGCAAGUGGCAUUGCCCUAGGGCCAUAUAGAGAGGCCCAGGGGGCCACAAUCAACCUGUGGGCUUGAGGUUCUCCACCCCUGCAAUAGAGGAUCCUCAUAUAGACUUCCGGGGUGGCGCCACCGGCAAUGGCGGACUCCCUCUGAACUGGAGGGACUAGCUCCGCGGGAAACGGGUCUUCUCAGCUACGGCGAAGCGGGGACCCUUUUAAAAAUCACAGGCGGAUGAAGCCUGUGACCAUGGGACUCGGCGGGCACCAUUAGCGCCCCCCCAACCCGCUAAGGAACCCACUAACGGGCUCCGAAGUGAAGAGGGGGAAGUGGCGCGGUGCUGUGAGUCAACUGCUAUUUCCGUGGAGCGAAGCCGCAUAGCCGUUGCCGGAGAGCGCUGCCUUUUCCUGGGACAAUUUGGACUUUAAAAUAAGCACCCGUGAGUACUUAGACUUUGAACAAUUGGACAUCAAAUAAGGACUAGCGAGCAGAAAAGAAUUGGAUUUUAAAAACUUACUCUAAUUUGGUACGGAACGGGAAGGUCUAAACAGGAAGUCAGCCUUCCGUUCUUUUGUAAACAGAAUAAAGCAAAGACAAUUUAAACUAGAGCUCAGAAAAUCGUCUUUAAAGGAUUGGAUUUCACCAUUUAAAAUUGUGGAACCCCCCUUCGACAGCAGGAGAAUCUUUUUGGACUGUUUAAAGUGACUUUAAAGUAAAGUAACUUUCCUCCGUCCUGAUCCUGGAGCGGGGUGUCAGGACUGACGUUUGAAGUUCAUUGACCAAAGACAAGUGUUUUUGACAGAUAGCUAAAAGAAGAGAAACAUAGUGAUUCCACUGUUCCCCUUCGCAUUUUAAAGGAAUAUAUAUUGACAAAGUAUCUCAAAAAGGGAAACUUUGUUGCAAGAACAAAUAGAAGUUUUCCCUCUAGGGGGAGUCUGUGAAACUGUAACCAACUCCAGGGAGCCGGCAGCUGUUACAGAUUACAACCGUGGGAACAGGCAUCUGACCUUGCAGGACAAUGUAUUCAGAAGCUUUGUUGUGUGCUCUCUAUAAAACAAAUGCCCUACUGGAACAAUUACAUGAGAAGGUGAAUUGGAUGGCGACUUCGACUAGAAAUUUUGAACAGGCAGUGGGAAAUUUUGAACAGACAGUGGGAAAAUAUGUGGAGCCCACUCAGGAAUUAAAUCAGGAGUGUGUCUUGACAGAACAGGCCCAACAGGAAUAUGAGUUUUCGGAUUUGACAAAUGAACUUGGAAAAGCCAGAUUUGGAAAGGAAAAGUUUGGUUUGGCUUGGAAAUGGGGGGCUGGAUUGACCCCCCUAUGCUGGGACGUUUGGACUUUUCAAAUAUGGCAAUGGGCCGUGAGAUGUUUGGGUUUGUGGGGGCUCUUAAUUUUGGAGGGUCUUUGAAACAUGCUUUUAAAUACUACAUGGAAUUCAGUGUUGAAUAUGGAAAAGGGGCUGAUCUGUCGAGAAGGGUUAAGAACAUUGUCAAGCUGGAGUUACCACGAGCAGGAGACAAGGGAAAAUACAGUUACAAAUAUGAAAAAGAGCUGCGGAAGGGACAUGGAAGAGACUUGAGGGCCUCGGAUAUAAGGUUGCCAGGUUAAUGGGCUAGAUCGACGGGAUAAUAAGGACUGACAAAACCCGGAACCAGGAGGAAGGGACGUUGGAUGAAGAUUGGAUUUGUUUGUAUCUCUUUUCUCUACCAUUAGAACUGUUUUAUAAAAUUGAUGAAUGUUAGAAAAAUGUUGGAAUGAAAUUACUUGGCUUUAGCAAAGAUGUUUAAAGAAUUAUGAAAGAAUAUUAUGGUUAUGAGAAGUUGGUAAGGAUAAGAUUUAAGUUUUAAGCUUUAAGGUUUAUUUUAUUAUAGAAAGAUAAGAUUAAAACAGUUUAGGGUAAUGUAAUGACAGAAUAUUAUGAAACAUGGAAAGGAUUUGCUGGGAUAAUUAAUAACUAGGAUACAAAGAAAGGGAGGAGGAGGAGGUCUAAGAAAGAAGGCAAUGACAGUUAAGGAUUUGAAAAUAAUGAAUUUGUUUUUAAAUGUUUUUAACGGUUUGUGAUGUAUUUUUGUAUUUUUCUUUUUUUCUGUCACUUUUUUUUAAUUUAUUUUGAAUUUUUACUCAUAUGGUGGGAAGGGUUUUUUUUCUACUUUGUCAACUAUUUUUAUUUGUACUUUCUUUUGCUUCUAUUUUCUUUUUUCUUUUUUGUAACACUUUGAAAAUUUCAAUAAAUAUCUUUAAAAAAAAAAAAUAGAGGAUCCUCAUAUAACACCAAUCCUGAAAGACCUACAUUGGCUCCCAGUACAUUUCUGAGCACAACUCAAAGUGUUGGUGCUGACCUUUAAAGUCCUAAACAGCCUCGGCUGUGUAUACCUGAAGGAGCGACUCCAUCCCCAUCGUUCGGCCCAGACACUGAGGUCCAGCUCCGAGGGCCUUCUGGCGGUUCCCUCACUGUGAGAAGUAAGGUUACAGGGAGCCAGGCAGAGGGCCUUCUCAGUGGUGGUGCCCGCCCUGUGGAACGCCCUCCCAGCAGAUGUCAAUGACAUAAACAACUACAGUGGUACCUUGGGUUAAGAACUUAAUUUGUUCCGGAGGUUGGUUCUUAACCUGAAACUGUUCUUAACCUGAGACACCAUUUUAGCUAAUGGGGCCUCCCGCUGCUGCCGCUGAAGCAAAGCUCUUAACCCAAGGUACUAUUUCUGGGUUAGCGGAGUCUGUAACCUGAAGCGUCUGUAACCUGAAGCAUCUGUAACCCGUAUCUGUAAUCUGUAUCUGACUUUUAGAAGACAUCUGAAGGCAGCCCUGUUUAGGGAAGUUUUUAAUGUUUGAUGUUUGAUUGUGUUUUUAAUAUUCUGUUGGGAGCUGUCCAGGGUGGCUGGGGAAACCCAGCUACAUGGGCAGGGUAUAACUUACUACUACUACUACAUGAUCUGCCAGUCCCUCUUGUGCCUCUAUACUGGAUGUCUCACCUGUGUUUGUUUCUAGAGGAAGGCCAGACGUUGCUGCGUGGCUGCAGCUUGGAGAAGCUUUGCUGGGAGAAGCCACAACUGCUGGGCCUGAGCCGGAACGCCUCCAUCCGAUGCUGCUCUGGCUCCCUCUGCAACCGCAGCACGGAGCUGACCUCGGGGACUAUGCUGCUGCGCUUGCUGCUGCCCGCUCUCCUGAUGACGAUGAUGCGGCUGCUCUGA
Molecule: messenger RNA, 11404 nt
Organism: Podarcis lilfordi (Lilford's wall lizard)
Lineage: Eukaryota; Metazoa; Chordata; Lepidosauria; Squamata; Lacertidae
Source: the annotation of a GenBank genome assembly